Messenger RNA from Meriones unguiculatus (Mongolian gerbil), 4008 nucleotides. It is a transcript of the gene Tsnare1, whose product is annotated as t-SNARE domain containing 1. Gene Ontology annotation, cellular component: nucleus. NCBI's taxonomy places the organism in Eukaryota, Metazoa, Chordata, Mammalia, Rodentia, Muridae. The record is from RefSeq and is a predicted model, not a curated record.
AUGUCCUCCAAGUCCAUCGCAAGCAGAGGUGGCUUGGGGAGCCAUGGCUCUUUUAAGGGACCCUCAUGAAAAGGCUGCCAGGCCCUAGGUAAUGGCACAGCAGACACCCAGAGCGUGGGCUCGAUGUUGGACCGAGUAGGGAAUUGGUCAUUUUUUUUCUACCUGCUCCUCCCAUGGAAGGCCUGUGCAGGGAAGGAUGGGGAAGGCAAUCUGGGGCCUCGAGCAUGCCCUGAAGUGAGGGCCAGGGAGCCAGGGUCAGGGGUCUCCUCUGAAGGUAGCCAGACAUCAGAGUCCACCUUGCCUUCCAUGGGCCCAAGGAAAGACUCUGCCAGUGGCUCCGUGGCUGGUGGUAGCACCACUUGUGCAAAAAGGAGGAAACUCAACUUUCGCCUUCAGGAGACUGAGGUGUCGGUGUCCAAGGUCAGCAAGCCCCAGCUGCUGUUUGACUUGGAGCUGCUGGAGGCUGAGCCCACCCACAGGCACCACGUGUGGAACCUGAUCCUACGGGUGAAUGCCCUGGGCCACUGCCACCAAGAUGCGGUGGAACCCGAAGCACAAGCGGCUGGACCUGUGUGCCAUUCUGUGUCAAAAGCGAGCUCCAGCAGGUGCCUCUUGGAGUGGGCUCUGGCCUCAGCUCCGGCUUUCACAAGCCGCAGGCCCUGGUGCUCACACCCAUGGAGCAGGCGGUGCCCGAGAUGUUCUGACGCCGGGCCCUGCUCCCCGACGGAUCCCACCUGUCGCUGCCCACAGCGUGAGUUGCAGGACCUGCUCUCCCGGGUGCUGCCGCUGGUGAGGGGCGGGGACAGUUGUCCAGCUCUCAUGACUUCAGGGGCAGCUUUUCCUCCUGCCCCAGGCAUUGAGGGGCCAGAGAAUGAAGUCCAGCAGGACACCAACAAAACCAGUGCUGCCAGCUCCAGUGCUGUGAAGCAAGUGUCGGAGCUUGGGCACAGGGAUCUCUGGGAACCAAAACCCUGGUCCCUGGGCCAGGCUGGACAAGGGUGCUGUAAGAAAGGCCACCAUCCGCCGGACUGGCUGAAAACCCAACUCUCAGAGGCCAUACACUAUGGCAUGGUGCAGAAGAGGAUUGCAGAAAAAUCCAGAGCACUGUUUCCCAGGAUGCAGCGGGAGAGCAAGCAGGCCUGGCUGAUAGCCAGAAGCACCUUUAAUGGAAGUGACAGCAUGUGGCAGGGCCAGGAGCAGAUGACUAAGGAGGACCUGGAAGCCAUCCAACUGCAAGAGGAGGCCUUCCGACAGAUGGUGGCUAGCGACAUCUGGGAAGAGGAGCCUCAUUUGACAAACUGCCUCCAUCAUAUUGGCCUGAAGGCUACUGUAUGACAAACGCUGUGCUCCGUGUUUGUAGUUCAUCGACAAUGAUGGGCAUGCACUAAUUGAGAGGUUGAAUUAAGCAGCCCCCAACCCCAGCUGACUGUGGCCUUUAUGAGGAGAACUUCACAGUGCACUCUUUACCAGUGGUUCUCUUGCUGUGACGGAAUACCUGACAGAGGCAACUUCGGGAAGGAAGGGUUUAUCUGGCUCAUGAUUCCAGGGCUCAGACCGUCACUGUGAGAAGGUAAGCCUUUCUGGAAACACCCUCGCGGACACAUCAGAGAUGUUUCCAUGGUGAUCAUCAUCUAGUCAGCUUGACAAUGAGGAUGAACAAUCAAUCACACAGGCAUCAACUCUCCACUGAAUGCUGGGUCAGCAACAGCACCACGUCCCGGAGAUCUAUGAGGUACCAGCCACCUUCCAGACUUUACUCACCUGCACCUUCUCCCUACUCUGGAGCCACAGCCAUGCUGGGUAGAGUUCCUCGUCCUAGCUCACCUCUGCCAAGGUCCCUGGGAAAAACUCCAUGAUGGAGAAGAGAACCAUGUUUGUCUGUCCCUUGUUCCCACAUGACACAAGAGAGGCUGCAGGCUUCUUCGGUGCUGAGAGGUGAAUGUGGGCUCUCUGUGGAGGAACCGGCCCAAGCAAAGGCACGGAGAUGCCAUGGACAACAGAGACUUCAGAGGGACACAAGGAGGAAUCCCUGAGGUGAAGGCUGCAAAAUGAAUGUUCUGAAAAUUGGGAUGUACUCCACAAGAUCACUCCCUCCCCAGCUCUCUCCUCUGUUCAAAGCAAGCAAUUUUGCUUCCGGGUGCUUCUCAGUAAUUGCAAUAAUAAAUUGAAUAAUUAAGCUAAAUCCACAGAAGAGAAUUAAAUAUUAAUUUCUAAUAAGCUCUUCGGAGGGUGUUGAUAGUGGAAUGAGAAUGUGCUCACUCUCCUCUUGUGCAGGCUUGGUGUCUUCCCUCACCAGUGGGGAGGAGCAAGACUGAGCCACACCAGGAGGGUGGUGGUCAGGUACACCAGCCUGGAGUCUGGAAGACCUCCAGUCACACCGGAAAUGAUCAAAGUUGACCAGGGCCCCAUCAACAUAAAUGGGUACCUGCCCAUCAGAAUACAUCUCUCUGGUGACUGAGGCUCCCAGGAAGCUGGGUGCCCUGUGCCAUCUGGCAGCAUGUUGGGUGAUGUAUCUGGAGACACUGCGUCAGCCUGUGGAACACUGGGCCCCAGAGAUACUGACAAGCAAGGCCCAAGUACCGUGUGGCAUCUGUGAUCCAAGGAGAUCAUGAGCCCUGAUGGGGCAGCACAGGUAGCUCACAGAUGGUCUGGACUCAUCCCUACACAUGGAGAACUCACAGGCAGACACUUGAGUGUGACCUGAGCACGUGUGAUCCCUGACCCUGGCUAUACACUGAGCCUGAUCCUGGUUACUCAGUCCUGAGCAGCCUCUUGGGCUACGCUAAGAUCUCCUGUCCAGCUGGUGUAUGGCGCAAAAACUGAGAAGAGGCAUUCUGAUGUGGAAGGGAUGAGUGACUGGGCCCUGGUCAGCUAGGAAUGGAGGUGCCAGGUCUUUACUGCCUGCUUGUUUUUGCCACUUGUGCUGGCUUCAGCCUCUCUCAGGCAGGUGGGCAAGAAUGGAGUGAGCACAGUCAUGAAGGAGACAGGGAGAACAGCCCUGUAUGUAACACCAACCCCCCAACACACACAUCCACACACACCUCCCUGAGAACUUAUCUCCUGGGCCCUCAGGCCCAGGAGCUGGGACCAUGCAGCAACUUAGCCCAGUCACCCAAACCUCACCUUUCUGCCUACCCCAGCCGUGCCCUGACCUUUCCUCUGUGCAUCCUGCAAGCGUAGGCCCAUCUGUUCCAGUGCAGAGGUCCUGUCAGCAGCCCUCUAAGUGCCAUAUGGCCAAGGCUAAGCUUGCAGAGGAAGAAGCAGGUCAUGGAGCUUCGGGGGCUGGGGGAUUCGGUGAUGAGGCUAGAAGUUGCUCUUGCCCCAGGACGGUGAGGAGUUCUAGCCAGAAGACAGCCCCGGGACUAGUGAAACUGCAAGCAUUUCCCCACUGGGAGUGGGGAAAGGGCAUGGCUGGGUCUGAAGGGUGUGGAGGAGCUUUCUUUCUCCCCUCAAGCUAUUUGCCAUGGCAGGCAGAGGCUGUGUGGCUCUGCACAUGACCGGGCAGGGGGCAUUUUACCUCAUGUUCCUUGUCAAGACCUGGCACAGCCCCCAGGGAAGGGCUGCUGAGUCAUAUAGAAUUUUCUGGGAGUACAAAUCUACCUUGGAGGUGUGAGCAGAGCACUGGUAACGUACCAUGGAGGCUAUUGAGGCUUAUGAGGAGAAGCUAGUCUGCCUGGGGUAAGAGAGUUGGGGACAGAUGAGGAGCUAGCUCUCACACCAGGCAUCCCUGGUGUGGUAGUUUGAAUAAGAAUGGCCCCAACAGGCUCAUAGAUUUAAAUGCUUAGGGAGUGGCACUAUUAGAAAGGAUUAGGAGGCGUGGCCUUGUUGGAGGAAGUAUGUCACAGUGGGGCUGGGCUUUGAGAUUUGAAAAGCCCAAGCCGGCCUCAUUUGGCUCUCUCUUCCUGUUCUUCGGAUCCAGAUGCAUAACUCUCAGCUCCUUCUCCAGCAUCAUGUCUGCCUGUGUGCCACCAUGCUGAUAGUGAACUAAACCCCUAAAAGUGGAAGCAA